Molecule: messenger RNA, 2682 nt
Organism: Acanthoscelides obtectus
Lineage: Eukaryota; Metazoa; Arthropoda; Insecta; Coleoptera; Chrysomelidae
Source: the annotation of a GenBank genome assembly
GCAGAUGCGCGGAGUGGGAGUUGGUAAGGGGCGUGGCUGUACAACCCGGCCGUACUGUAUCGCCGCAGCGAGGUAUAGCAGUCACACGCUUCAGUCUCUCGGCAACCGUCGGCGUAGCGGAAUGUCCACGCGUUCACAACUCCGUGCAGAGCUCUAUUCGGUUAAGCUAUUCUUUUUAGUAUUGUAUUUAUGUUCACUAUAGAAUUCUCGAUUGUCUCUCAGUGGUGCUUUGGAUUUUGUUUUAGUGUUGUGACGCGGAUGUCAAGUGACUCCAAAGUGGAAACUAUGUCUACUUCCAACUCUUCUGAGGGAAACAGGAGCACAUUAGAAUCUGACAAAAUCUCAGCCGAGGAAUGCCCCCCAUUCAACACCGAACUGGUAUGGGAAAUAGACAAGAAAGAGUUGCGUAAAAUCAGAAGCGCAAACCAACCCUUACGUGUUGAAUGCAUCACUACCGAUGCUCAUAAUCGUAGAGAAAGGGUUGGAUUUGCCCUCUUGAGCCUAAGAAGCGCCCAGAUCAUACCCCAGAAGCAAGCAGAUGAGCCGACCAAGUAUAGUUGGUAUAAAUUGAUCGGUUGUCAGACGGAUAAGAAGAAAUUUCAUCCAGAGCUGUAUAUGUCCCUAGCUCUCAGGGAUCAUUUGCCCAGUGAAGUCGAAACUGCAGCUUUUCCAGCAGGUGCUAUGCCAUAUAUUUCCGAAGAAGAUAACAAUGCUCCGCAAGAGGUUUCUUCGAUUUUUCCUAUCAAGUACUUCCACGAUGGACAUAUACAAGUUGGCGAUGAAGGCAAGACUUGUUCCAAUUACUUUCUCAAUAUUUUGGUUAAGGAAGCGGCCAACUUGGAUACAUUGCUACCAGAAGUGCUGGUGUUCCAACAACUCAAAGACAAGUAUUACCUGUCCUUCAAGAUGCUCGGGAUAAGUAUUAAGACCAAACCCUUCAAGAAAGAACUUCAUAACAGCAUUGUCUUGAACGAGAAAAUCGUAGUCAACCUCAUGUCCGAAAAAGAUAUAUUGGAAGAGUUCUUCAGAGAACAAGGUGUGACCAUCAUAUUCCAAUAUGGCCAAGACAAACUGGGUAUCACCAGCAUGGACCUAGAUGACAUUUUUCAGCAAAAGAGUCAGAGGUGCUUUUUCAAGUUCCCAUCACCAAAUGGUAUGAUACCAUUCGGAAGUACCGAUAAGUCUCCUUAUAUUGAGCUGCUCAUUUGGAUGGAGGAGAAGGGUUGUGAAGCUUCAGAAGAGGAAGACAUUCAGAAGCCUAAAAUCAAAACAAUAUUCUCUAAUGCAGAAAAGAAGCCUGAUCAAGCUGAAGGCCAGGUGAUAGGUGUUUAUAUUCUGGACAAACUGGAGAAAGCAGACCUCAAAUCUUUAUCUGACAAUGACGUGACCGAAGAAGAUAUCGUACAAAAGCCCUUCAUCACUAAGUCGGUGGACACUGUUAUAAAAAACGUCCCUUUAUCGCCGAAACGACCAGGACCUUUCGACCCUUACCAAAAAUACGUCACUCAGAUCACGUUGAAGAGUAUAAUUUGGACAAUCCCACCCCCUGAUACGAAGAUAAUGUUCAAGUUUUUGCACCCAAAAGCAGCUAGUUGCAUCUCUGUGUUUACUGAAAUUAGCAAUGAAGUCGAUGGUCACAUACCAUUGAAUAACUUGGAAGUCAAAAUUGGAUACAUCUCCACACCAGAAAAGAUCAAGAAGCUCUUAACAGUCUGGACCCCAAGACUCUUGUUAACAGAUGAAUUUGAAGUCAGUUUAUGUGAAGAGUACCAAUUUAACAUAGAUUGUAUAGAUGACACUUUAGAGUAUGACAUAACACUAAGAGCUUCCAGAAACUAUGAGCCAAUGGCAAAAAUUAACGUAUACGUAAGUUUGAAAUAUUUCGAUUUGGAUGAUGUUGAUCAAUUCGAGCAUUUGUAUCUCCUUCCCAUAAUAAUCGAUGAAAUAAUUUCUGCCAAAGAAGUGAGUGACAUAGAAAAAUGGAAGGCCCAAGAAAAAGCAAGGUUUGAAGCAAGCUUGGAAAUAAUAAAGCAAGAAGAGAUCAGGGCAUUGGGCGAAGAAUGGAAAGCAAAGAAAGAUGAUCUUGAAGAUAAGCUUAACGCGCAGAUGGACAAGUGCAGAAAACUGCAAGAGGAUUUGAAGAAGAAGCUCAUCAGCUUGAAAACUGAUAGAAGCUUAGUGAAGCAACACAAUUAUAACCAGUUGUACGAAAAUAUCUUCAUUGAGAAUUGGAGAAGAUUCUCCAACGACAACACGAAAGAGUUGAUCGAAACUUUGAGCAGGUCAGAACGUGACAACGAGCUGUUGAAACAAAUGGCUGAUGACCUCAGAGAGAACCUGGCGAACAUGGAGAAAACCAGCUUGACGAAGAAACAAACAACAAAUCUACUAGAAGAACUGAAGACGCUAGAGCAGAAAUUUGAGGAAACUCAAAGCGCGAAGAGUUAUUUCAAAGACCAAUGGAAGAAAGCUUGUGACGAGAUUCAUGACUUGAAGACGGAAGAUAUACAGAUUAUGCAAAUACAGAUCAAGCAAAGUAAGGAAGAGUUGAAUAGGAUUGGUAUAAAGGAAGGAGAGGGGGACGAAAGCUCUGCGAGUGAUAGUAGUGGGUAGUGAUUUAUGAUUCUUGUGAAUAAAGGUAUAUGAAACUUAUUUAAUAAAAUUUGUUUUAUUUGUACUGGC